GUCCCCCCCGUGCCCCUGCGUCUGGGAACGCCGGAUCCCCAGCCCCGGCUCGGGGCCCUCCCUGCCCCCCGAUCCCCCAGCCCCCUCACCCCAGUAACACGGGGCCCCGUUGCUCUGCUGCUGUGGGCUCGGUCGCCCCCUGUGGGAGGCAGGGCAGGAGCCCCACGGAGCGGGGGCGGUGGAGGGUCCCGGUGCCUCAGUGGUCCAUCGUUCGUGGGGAGGAGGAGCUGCUGUUCCCCCUGGCUCAGCAGGGAGCAGGGGCUCACCAUGUGUCCCACUGGGUGAGGGGCCUCAGCCCCCUCCAGCUGCAGGAGAUCUGCAUCGGGAGGCUGCACUAGAGCUGGGAGGCCUAAUGGGGUUGUGCCUCCUUCCAGCCCCCCGGAGAGACCUCCCACAGCUCGAGGCCUUACCCCAAACCUCUGGGUAGAGGCUGUUUUGGGGCCCCCCCCUCCUCCUGGGAGGGUGUAGAUGCUGGGCCGUGGCGCUGGGGUGGAGACCUCCUGACCCUCCCCUGGGUGUUAGCCAGUACUUGGCAGCAAAGGCUUUGGGUCGAGUUGGGCACAGAGGUGCUGCCUGGGGAGAGACCCUGCCCCUGAGAGGCUCCUUGGGGCCCUGCACAGGUAAUUUAUUCUCCCUAACAGUGUUGCUGUUUGAAGGGCUGGCAGCUGUCAUAAAUCUACCCUGGCACUGGCAGGUGCCUCCCCAUGCCCCAAGGACACUCUCCCUAUGCAGGCAGCUGCUACAGGCAGGGAUGCUCCUGACCUUGCUGGCCCUGGACUUGCAGUCCUGAGCAACAAGCAUCUCUGUCUCCCUGCUGCUCAUUGCUCCUGUGCAGGGCUGCUGGCUGGCAGGAAAAUCCAUCCUGCCUGUGCUGUAGAGCCAUGCAGAGGGGUGUGCAAAGCAGGCUGGUUGGCAGCAGGGUCCCUGCGUGUUCUCCUCUGCACCCCCUGCUUGCAGCCUUCCCCACCACCCCUGCCACCCACCAGCCAUGCUGCUCACAAAUAACCAGCCUGAGAUGCUGGAAAAACAGCCUGGGGCAUCUGGGGAUGCCCUGCUGUGCUGGGGAACUAGUAUGGGUGCCAGGGGGCUCCGCUUGCAGCCACUGGUCCUCCCUGCUGCUGCGGGGGCGGGGGGUGGGGGGUGACGGCAUGUUGCUCUGCCUGCCAGGCUGCUGGGGUCCUGCCAGGCCACCUCACUGUUCUUGCUGUUAUUUUUAUCUGAUUUGAUGGAGUCUAUUGCCUGGAACCUGCUGCAUCGUGUGCUGCUGGGCUGCACAUCCCCCCUUGAUUCCUGGAGCGAGGCCAAGGUGGAGCUGGGAGGGCUGCCCAGGACCAGCCCUCUCCUUCCUUGGCAGCCUCAGCUGCUGCUGUAGCUGGCUUGGUGCAGCCCCAUGCUGGCUCUGGGCUCCACCUCUGCCUGUUGCUUCUUCACGCUGGAGCUGGUCCUGCCAUGCUGAGAUGUACCCCUGUUCCCCCCUACUAACAGUUCCUCGUGGCUGUGGCAGCCACCAGGAGCACAGGGCUGUGCCCAUGGGGCUGCGCAGCCACCGAGUACAGCUGCUCUGUGUGAGUGAUAGGCCCAGUGCUGGAUGUGGUUGCUGCAGCCGAGAAGAGGCUCAGGCUUGGUGGCUGGAUGUCUCCCUUGCCUGCAGCGGGGGCCUGGGCCCAGCCCUGGUGGGAGCAUAGCUAUUCCUCUAGGAUAAGGGCAGCCCUUCUGGAGGCUGAGCUUUCCUGCUUCCUUGUAGCUCCAGCAAAUAAUUAUCCCAUCCAAGGCUGGGCUUGGCCCCUUGCUGCUGGCUGUGCCAUGGUCCAUGUGGAGGAGGCAGACUCCCCCCAGCCCUGUGCCCCAUGCUGGGCAGCUGCAGCGGGGCUGUGCAGAUCCCAGCCUCCAGCCGUGCCUUUGCUUGCUGCUGGAGGAGCCCCCGAUGCUGCUGUUCCCCUGGGCAGAGCAGAGCCACUGGCUAGGUCUAGGCUGGGGAGGUUUGCUGGCAGUUGGCUGUGCCUGGUGUGCCCAGCUGCACUCCCCCAGUCGAAUCGCUGUCCUGCCUGGCAGUGGAGCAGUGGGGUCAGGCAGGGCUUUGCCUCCUGCAUCUCAGGCCUUGGGCCAGGAUGCCAGCAGGGCCCAGGCACAGUGGGCAGCAGCACGUGCCCAUGGCCGUGACCUUGCUGUCCCUGCCUGCGGCAAGCAGCCUUGUGCUCCUGUGGUGGCAAUGCAAUCUCCAGCUGGCAGCCGGUGAGGCCCACGGGGGAUGCAGACGGUGUGGCCUACUUAGAUUUGGGCUCGUUUCAAAGUCCUCUGACCACAGGAACAGCAACUUGUGGGAUCGGCCAGGCACCCUGGGCUCGGCCUGGCUGGGGGCUGCGUGCUGCCUCCUGCCUGCCCGUGCACUGCUCUGCACUGAGCAGACGAGAAAGUGCCUCCUUGGAGCUCGGGUGGCGGCCAGCUGGGGAGCCCUCACCCUUCCCAUCAGCUGCAUCCAGCACUCCCGUGCAGGUGCGGUGCUACCGUGCGUGUUGGCUCUUCCCAACCCAGGGCAGGACAUGGCAGUGGUGGCAGGGCCUGGCAGAGCUGUGGGGUCCACCAGGGGCUGGUUCCUGUGUUCAUGGUGUGCAGUGCAGCUGGGGUCCCCAGCCCCGUGCUGGAGCUGCAGCAGGGCUGGGCAAGUACAGUGCGUGUGGCGAGUGGCACUGGUGCCAGCCUGAGUGAGCAAAGUCAUUGCGAGAGACUUGAUCCAGCCCUGCUCCCAGGCUUGGUCGGGGUGCACGGACAGGUCUAUUCCCUCACUGGCAGCCCUGGCAUUGCUUUAUCCCUGCCAGGCAUUGUGCCCGGAGCCUUCAGCACUGAAUGAGUAAUGCCAGUGCUGCCGGCUGCGCUUUCUCAAUGAGCGCCAUGCGGGGGGAGCCUGCCUGUGCUUAGUGGGAAGGCUGCCUGUGGGAAGCAGGCAGUUGGCGCUUCUGCCAUGCUGGCCUGGGGUCCCUCGCUUGCUGGCACCCCCUGCCCCUGCACUGCUGUGGGCUGGUGGAGGCCACUCUGCCAUCACGGAGGGGUGCAGUAGCUCUCAGGGCCUAGGGGCAGAGCCUCAGCCCCUGGGGGCUGCGUUUGGUCCAGGGUGGGAGAUGGAGCCAGGGAUAACAGUGGCAGGAGGCAGUUCCAGGGGUGCGGCAGCUCCAUGGGGCUGCAGAGAUGGGGCCAGCUCUCCCAGUCCUGCCAGGGCAUGUCCAGCCUGACUGGUCUUGGCUGAGGCCCUGGCUCCUGCCCAGCCUCCUGGGCUGUCUCCAGACUCUGCUGGGCAGCUGGGCUGGGCUGGGUCCAGCCACUGCCCAUGGGCUCCCCGGGGCCACACUGCAGCCCUGGCCUGCAUGGCUGGGGCAAGGAGCUGGGCAGCUGUUCCCACCCCGUUCCCCUCGUGCAUGCUGGCUGGGGACGGCACAAUCCAGCUGCAGGCACUGUAGAGGCGGCAGGCAUGCUCCCCUGCCACGGCCUGGGGUCUGCAGCCCUUAGGCUGGGAUGUGCUCCCUGUGGCACUGCUGGGGGCUGUCACAGAGAGACCGGUGGCCCUGGGAGGGAGGGAGUAAGGGCUGGGUGCUGCUGGUGACACGGCCAGGGCUCUGCCACCCCUUGUCCACAAGAAACCGCUCACAGAGACCUUCUGGGCAGGGCUGGCCCUGAGCUGGCAGUGCGGUGGGGGCUGCUGGGACCAGCACUUCCCAAGACAAUGGCUUGCUGGGUUCAGGUUUUCCAAGAAUGGAGCAGAAUCGCAGCAGGGCUGGAGACCUGCCUGGGAACCAUCCUGGGAGGAACAGCGGGAAUAAGCAGGGAGCCCGCAAAGGUCAGGGGAAAGAGCACUGGGCCAGCCGAGUUGCGUCGAAGAGGUCAAGGGUGUAAGGAUGGAGCAGGGGCUGCCAAAGGCCCAGCUGAGCAGCACUCUGCAGGGGUUGCGCGCAGCAGAAGGUCCCUCACACUGAUAUGGCAACAAGGCAAGGAGCUGUGCCAGCAGCCAGGCAGCAGCGAGGAGCCGGGGCCAGCCCUGGCACCCAGCGAGCCUUACCUGGCUGGUGGCGGCGGUGGUGCUGCCAGGUGAGAGCGGCAGAGAGCGGCUUUCCAAGGAAGGGUAUUGUAGUCGGCAGGGUUUGCACGGUGCUCGGGGAGAAGUUUCAGGCAGUGUAAGGUGUCAGGAGAGGCCACAGCGGGAGUGCAGGCAGCAGUGGGGUGGGCUCUGCCCCCGAAACCCCGGGUACUGUGGGCCCUGGGUGAUGGAUGAACCCUGUGCCAGGGCUCUGGGGACACAGCACAGCUGGCCGCUGUUUCAAUUAGAGAUGCUGCAUCGUCCUAAGAGCAGCCCAAGGCACUUGGCCUCUGCGAGAGGGCUGGUGCUGCAGGGUGGGAGUGGGCAGGUUUGGUGCAGGGCAGUGGGCAGCUGUGCACCGGGAUGGGCUCAGUGGGGCCAGAGCAGGCUCAGGCCUUCCCGGCGCAGCAGCGCUGCAGGCAGGCAGGGCAGCGCUUGGGCAGGAGGAGCUGGCUGUCCGCAGGGUGCUCUGAGGUCGUAUUCUGGCCCAGUGCACGGCAGCUGCCAGAGCAGGCUGUGCUGGUCACAGGGGCCCUCAUGGGAGCUGGUGACAUGAUCGCCCAGCAGCUAGUAGAGCGGCGGGGGCUGCGUGGGCACAACGGCCCCCGGACCCUGAAGAUGAUGGCCAUCGGCUUCUGCUUUGUGGGGCCUGUUGUGGGGAGCUGGUACAAGAUCCUGGAUCGUCUCAUCCCAGGGACCACAAAAGUGGUGGCUGUGAAGAAGAUGGUCCUGGACCAGGGGGCAUUUGCGCCGUGUUUCCUUGGCUGCUUCCUCGCCAUCACUGGAGCGAUGAACGGUCUGUCAGUGGAGGAGAACUGGUCCAAGAUCCAGCAGGACUACAUGGAUGCCCUGCUGACCAACUACUGCCUCUCAGGCUCCCAGAGCUUGUGGCUGUGGACCCUGUCCCUUCUGUCCCCAGGCUGGCUGUUGUCCAGUGCAUUGCCAUCGUCUGGAACUGCUACCUCUCCUGGAAGGCAAAUCGGAUGUGAGGUGGAAGCCGUGUUGCCUCCCAGGGAUUCCUGCAUGCUACCUGACUCUGCCCCACCUCUAGAGCCCUUGGAACAGGCGCCUGUGGCUGUGGAUGGGGCCAGGAUAUGUAGGGUGCUAGCAGCAGCCAUCCCGCUCGCUCCUUGGAGGAUCCCAUUGCCUGUAACUACAGCCCUCACCACUCCAGGGAUGCACAGAGGAGAAGAUGACGCCAUGGUCACCCCGGGGCUGCUCUGGGUCUGACAGCCUGCUAUGCCAUGGGGCAGCUCUGCCCCUUGAAACGCUCCUCCAUCUGUGUUCACUCCUCUCUUUGGCCCCUGGCCCUGCCCACAAGGUGCUCCUGCCCUGAGCAUUGCUCUGUCCGUCCCCAGCAGCACACCCCAGGGGCUGAGAAGCAGGGUGCAAGCCCUGGGUUAACAAUGCCGUGGGUUGGGCACUGCACCACUCAGAACCAGGGUCCCCGUGCUGCUGAGGGGCUGCCCUGUCCCAGGCUGCCAGCCCCAUGCCUGCAGCCCCCGCCGCCACAGGCCAGCUGUGCUGCCCCUAAAGUGUGGUUUGCUGUAUCUCUGCUGCGGACACUUGGAGCACCCAGUAAAUGGCGUUUUUCACUCUUGA
Falco peregrinus (peregrine falcon) is the source of this 5668-nucleotide messenger RNA. RefSeq names its product mitochondrial inner membrane protein MPV17 (gene MPV17). Lineage: Eukaryota; Metazoa; Chordata; Aves; Falconiformes; Falconidae. Gene Ontology annotation, cellular component: cytoplasm; membrane. The transcript has 5 exons. The record is from RefSeq and is a predicted model, not a curated record. Bases 4430 to 5296 code for a protein of 288 amino acids.